Oryzias latipes (Japanese medaka) is the source of this 2263-nucleotide messenger RNA. It is a transcript of the gene p3h4, whose product is annotated as prolyl 3-hydroxylase family member 4 (inactive). The record is from RefSeq and is a predicted model, not a curated record. Gene Ontology annotation, cellular component: endoplasmic reticulum. Gene Ontology annotation, molecular function: collagen binding; protein binding. Gene Ontology annotation, biological process: collagen fibril organization; peptidyl-lysine hydroxylation. NCBI's taxonomy places the organism in Eukaryota, Metazoa, Chordata, Actinopteri, Beloniformes, Adrianichthyidae.
ACUUUUACCUCAUAAAAAAACAGUCUUUUUUUUUUACUGAAGAAAGAAUUCUGUGACAGUAUCUGUCUGCCAUAGAGGAACUUCUCUCUCCUAAGUUUUAUACAAACAUCAACAAAUGUAAAUAAAUAUAAUUCAAUUACUCACCAAAAAUGUUUACCACAUUGUUUUUGGGGUAAAACUGAAUCUUAUUUCCAUAAAGUCCAAAAAGUGACAUUCCUAUCAAGUCAAGCAAAAUCAUCCCAGUUUAUACCGGAAGUUCUAAACUUUACCUUCACAAUAAAUCAACUUCAAAGCUAGCACAGCUUCAGAUAUUCUGUAAUUUAAGAUGCGGGUAAAGCAAUUUUAAAAAUAAGGCUUGGGAUUAAUAUAAUAACUUGGAUGUGAGGAAUUAAAGUGCAUAUCGCUGAAAAUACGUAUGAUUUGUAAGCAUAUUUCUCUGUAGAAGCCGCAUUCAAGCUUUUUUAUGCUUUUACUGUGAAAAUUCGGGCCAGGUGUUUAUGCUGUCAGCAUCCAUCCCACCGCGGGACUUUACAGCCUACGUGCAAGAAGACAUGAGCAGUUGCUGGUAAAAAAGAGGGGGAAAGAGGAAGUCUCCAAGUCCAGUCCAAACCAGGACAGACUCCCGUCGGAGGAGGCGAUGAUGCUCCUGAGAAGCGUUUGCCUGGCGCUCCUCAUCCCCGGCCUGGCGCAGGCUCAGUAUGAGAAGUACAGCUUCAGGAGUUUCCCUCAGAAGGACAUCAUGCCGCUGGAGUCCGCGUACAACUACGCUCUGGAGCAGUACGCGGCGCAGAACUGGGCGGAGAGCGUCAAGUACCUGGAGCUCAGCUUGCGGCUCCACCGGCUGCUGCGGGACAGCGAGGCGUUCUGUGGCCGCAACUGCAGCUCCGUCAGCCGCGACAACGUCACCCUCUACCGGGACGUCACUCUCCGCGUCGCGCAGCACGUCCUGCUCAGAGCCGCGUGCCUCAAACGCUGCAAAGAAGAGUUCCCCGUCUUUAAAUUGAAGUACCCGCGGAGGGAUUUACUGCAAGCCUUUGAAGAAAGAAUACCUUAUCGGUAUAUUCAGUUUGCGUAUUACCAGCUUAACAACGUGGAAAAAGCCAUCGCUGCAGCUCACACCUUCCUGAAGAAGAACCCGAAAGAUCCGUCUCUGACCAAAAACAUGAACUACUACAAGACUUUGUUUGACGUAGAGGAAUAUUUCAUCGACUCCGAGGAGCAGCCGUAUGAGAGCGUUUUCCUCAAGAGUGUGAUGCUCUACAACAACGGAGACUACAGCAGCAGCGCCAGAAACAUGGAGCAGGCCGUCACGCUGUAUUUUGAUAGUUACAGCAUGUGCUUGGCGAGCUGUGAGAGCUCAUACGAGAUCACCGAGGUGAAGGACUUCUACCCCACACUAGCAGAUCUUUUCUUGGAUGUGCUGAAAUGUAAGGUGAAAUGUGAGGAGAACCUGAUGCCCAACGUUGGAGGCUUCUUUGUGGAGAAAUUUGUCGCCACAAUGUACCACUACCUCCAGUUUUCCUAUUAUAAAUUAAACGAUGUCAAAAAUGCAGCUCCUUGCGCCGCCAGUUACAUGCUGUUUGACCCCAGCGACCAGGUGAUGCAGCAAAACGUGGCGUAUUACCAUUUCUACCACGAGCAGUGGGGCCUCAAAGACCAGGACUUCCAACCUCGGCCUGAGGCUCAGGAGUAUUUUAACCAGACUGUCAAACAGAGAGAGAUGCUGGAUUUUGCACUGAACUACCUACAAACAGACGAUGAGGACGUGGUUAGUCCAGAAGACAUGGUGUCCACCAGGUCAGAACAUUCUGAUGUUGAAUUUGAGGGGAUUGGAGAUUAUGAGGAGUCUUUCCUGGCUGACUGGUGGCAGGAACCCAACAGUAAGUUCGACACAGGGGAGGUUUUGGACUGACAUCUGCCCCCUCCCAGAGCAGAGAGCGUCCUCCUCACAGCCUACAUACCAAAGACGUUCUGCAAACAGACUUCUACCGAGUUAAAGCCACAAAUGACCCCCGCUGUCAUUAGCUGAAGACUAACUCAAACCAGCAUGUUGAUCAAAAUGUACGAUUGACGUAUUUCCUCUUGGCUGACAUCAGCCCAUUUUUUUUAAAUGAUGUUUUUGAAUUAUCUGCCACACAUUAAAUACUUUUUUUUACAGUUUGUACUUGCAGGUUUUAUUUAAUGAAAGCAAAGUGCCUUUUUUCUGUGAUUUAAGAAGUUCAACGUGUAGCUUUUUUUAUGCUAAAUAAAUUUCCAACCUGUG